Messenger RNA from Nelumbo nucifera (sacred lotus), 1403 nucleotides. RefSeq lists its product as uncharacterized. Gene Ontology annotation, molecular function: transcription cis-regulatory region binding; DNA-binding transcription factor activity. The record is from RefSeq and is a predicted model, not a curated record. NCBI's taxonomy places the organism in Eukaryota, Viridiplantae, Streptophyta, Magnoliopsida, Proteales, Nelumbonaceae. Gene Ontology annotation, cellular component: nucleus. Gene Ontology annotation, biological process: regulation of DNA-templated transcription.
UAUGAACAUUCAAAGUUACUGUUUUUCUGAUAUUGUUAUCAACUAGAGAGGGUAGGGAGGGGAUAGACAUAGCCUUUGCAUUUAUUUAAUUAUGUGCUUCUUGAUAGGCUAUAACUUUUGUAUUAAAUGAGAGUGAAAAAGGAGGAGAGAAAGCAACUUGGGCUUUUGUCAUCUCUUGCCUCCCCUUUAUUGGGACUCUUUGUUUCCAUUUCUUUAUCACUUUCUCCCUAACUCCUUCUGUUCCUUGCCGGCCAUCUUCAUUGUUUCCCAUCUCCCUCUCAGCUGUGUCUUAAUCAGGUUUUGAUAUACUUAUAACCAAACCAGAAACCAAGAACAGAUAAAAACCCAUGAGAGAAGACUCUGGUGUAAGAAUGAACAUGUUACAAGAAGGAGAAGAAGAAGCAAAAGAAAUCCAUAAGAGAUCUACAAUGAAUUCUCCUUGUGAGAAAACUGAUUCCAAGACUUCAAAGGAGAACAAAACAGAAAACCAAGCAUCCAAAAGAAGGAAAGUGAUCCAGAAGACUGUGGUCACAGUGAGGAUUGAAGAAAAUGCUGGAGGGCAGAAGAAUGAAGGUCCACCUUCUGAUUUUUGGUCUUGGAGGAAAUAUGGACAAAAACCCAUCAAAGGAUCUCCUUACCCAAGGGGUUAUUACAGGUGCAGCACAUGUAAGGGUUGCUCGGCAAGAAAACAAGUAGAGAGAUGCAGAACAGAUGCUUCAAUGCUCAUCAUAACCUACACCUCCACCCACAACCAUCCAGGUCCAGACGUCCACACAAACCCAAACCAAGGCCAACCAAUCCUCAGCACUCAACCCACAGUAGAGGAGAAACUACUCCCCUCUACUCCACAGCAACAACAACUAGAGGAACCCAUAAUUGCUAGUGAUGAAGAUACCAGCAAAGACCAUCUCCAACACUUGCAGUCUUCUCACAAUUGCUCUCAGCUGGACAUCAUCACCAACCAGGAGGAAAAUCCUUCAACAGUAGAUGAGCAAGAGAAAACCCAUAACCCAUUAAGUUUCCUCUUCCAUGAAAAGCCUCUCUCUUUCUCACCCCUUAUGACCUUCUCCACCCCUAAAUCUGAAGAAAAUGACUUCUUUGAUGAGCUCGAAGAAUUACCCAUAUCUUCAUCUUUUACAAGCAUCAUGAGGAGCAGUUCCUUUGACGAAAGGAUCCUUAUUCUUCCUUCUUGAGAGGAUAUCAGUAAAUGUGGUCAUAGCUAGAAAUUCUUAUUUCUCACAUAUGAUACACUAAAUCAUUUCUUAUUCUUCCCCAAUACCUCUCUCUCAUCAGUUUUGGUUCAAACUUCUAUACAUUUUGUUACAUAAUUGUUUUCUGAUUUGUUAAUUUAAAGCGGGCGGAUCAGCCGAGACAGAUGAUAUCGUCUCUGGGCUGAGAAAAUA